Molecule: messenger RNA, 483 nt
Organism: Phycomyces blakesleeanus NRRL 1555(-)
Lineage: Eukaryota; Fungi; Mucoromycota; Mucoromycetes; Mucorales; Phycomycetaceae
Exons: 5
Coding region: 1-483 (160 amino acids)
Source: RefSeq, a predicted model, not a curated record
AUGGAUAGUUUUGUUUCUCAACGUACAACGGCUAGUCGUUUCCAUGGAAACCAUGUUUAUCACUCAGAUCCAUGGGCUGCAGAUUGUCUUAUGAUUUCCAGAGAAGGUCUUGGUAAAUGCAACAUCGGAACUGUUUUGUUCAUUAUGAAUGCUUCUUUUCUUGAUGACCAAAUGAUACAACAAUUAUACUCUCUGGUUUUGAGUAACGAGGAAAAGCAGUACAAUAAUAUUGUAUUACCAUUACCAUUACCAUCGCCAUUACUCGAAACUCAAAAUCAAGAGUACGAGACCUUAUUAUCAAUUGCAAAUAUAGUUGGACCAUCGAAUGAUAUUCCACAUUACUGGUUUGAUAUAAGAACUCUUUUCUUGGUGUUCUAUCCAAUUCUAAAACCAAACUUGAUAUUUGAAAAUUUUUAUGCAUUUAUAGCGGGUUCAACACUGACGAUAAACCUUGAAGAUAUUGGGUUAUGUUGCCAGUACUGA